AUGGCGUUCGCCGUCAGCUCUGCGACCUUCGCGGUGGUCGCGUCGCCGCGCGUCGCGGUCGCGCCGCGCGCGCGCGCCGCGGCCGUCGCGUCGUCGUCAUCGUCGUCGUCGUCGUCGCGCCGUCGUCGUCGUCGCGCGUCGUUCUCGAACGAUAUCCGUCGUUCGGCCGCCGUCGCGGACGCCGGAGGCGACGACGCCCCGGGCGAGGUCGUCGACCUCGACGACCUGGACUUCGACCUGGACGACCUCAUGCCGGACACGAUCAUGGGCGACCUGGAGGACCUCCAAGAGGAGCUCGGCGCGGAGUUCGACGACGACGGCGUGCCCCUCAACUACGGCGACGCGGCGCUGGAAGCGCGCGCGAUGCGCGAGCGAUGCGGCGUCGUCGACCGCACGGGCGCGUGGAAACUCCUCAGGCUCGGCGGCCCCAACGCGAUCGACGCGCUCAUCGCGUCCGGCGCCGCGGCAAAAGACGUGGACGCGCUGAAGACGCUCGCUCCGGGCCAAGGCGCCGCGGUGUCCUUCGAUCGCGGCGACGGUAGUCGAGCCAUGUGCCACGUCCAAGACGGCGGCGUCCUCAUCAUCGCGCCCACGUCCGUCGCGACGACCCUCCUCGCCGCCGCGGGGCCCGACGCCGCGAUGGACCUCGCGGAACAGUGCGUGCUGUUAUCCAUCCUGGGGCCCAAGGCGAGCGACAUGCUCUCGGACGUCGGCAUCGUCGGCGUGUUGGGCAUGCCGCCGGGGACGCACGCAGUGUUCGGCGCGUUCUAUACACUGGUUCCCAUACGACCGCGCUACGACGACCGGCCCGUCGUCGCCGCGCACGGGACCGAGCUGGGGGGGGAGGUGGCGAGGACGCACGGCGUCGCGAACUUGGUCGUGGACGAGGGCGUCGCCGGGAUGGUGUGGAACGUGAUCGUGAGGAAAGGCGCGGAGCCGUGCGGGUCGCAGGCGUUGGCGGAGGUGACGAAGUCGUGA
This is a messenger RNA of Micromonas pusilla CCMP1545, 978 nucleotides long. RefSeq lists its product as uncharacterized. Gene Ontology annotation, molecular function: protein binding. Bases 1 to 978 code for a protein of 325 amino acids. The record is from RefSeq and is a predicted model, not a curated record. The transcript has 2 exons. Lineage: Eukaryota; Viridiplantae; Chlorophyta; Mamiellophyceae; Mamiellales; Mamiellaceae.